UCUGGAGGUUAGAGUGCACCGUGUGCAUGCUCCUGAUGACCAUCUCUGGACAGUGCCUUAUAUUUCUGCUCUGUGCCGGCUAUCGGCGCAACAGAUGAAAGAGAGAGACUAUUGAAUCAUUUUGAUUCCAUAUGUCGUUAUUUUUCUGAUCAAGAAGAAAACGAUAUUAAUCGCGAAAUAGUCAUCGUAAAGUGAUAAGUUAGCCAUGGCAGACGAUAUCGAAUUGUUCACCUCUAUUGGUUUGACAAAACAAAAAGCAGCGGAAACACUCAAGAAUGCGCAAGUUACUCAAAAUUUAAAAAGCGUUAUCAACGAGGUACAGAAGCACAAGGAAAUUAGUGCUGUCAAUGGGGUUCUAUUGUAUCAUCUUGCUUCGAAUUUGAAAGCUCAGAUCGCACACCGGAUUCCAUUUCUUGUACGCUACGUGGUAGAUGAAAAACUGAAUACAGUGCAGCGGUUGGAUUGUGCUCUUGAUUACUUAUUGAAUCACCUGAAGGAAGAUGUGGACGUUAAAGAGUUCGAAGAAUUUUGUGGAAUAGGAGUGGUAAUCUCACCUGAAGAAAUCGAAGAUGAAGUUAAGAAGUAUGUAAACAAAUUCAAGGAUGAAAUCGUUGAAAAAAGGUACAAGUUUAACACUGGUCUUAUUAUGCAAGAACUUAGAACUUCUUUGAAAUGGGCAGACGGCAAAGCUAUCAAAAAUGAGAUUGACAUUCAAUUGCUUGAUUUACUUGGACCAAAAACAGAGUUGGAUAAUGUUAAGGCUCCUAAAAAGUCUAAACAGCCGAAUCAAUCGCAACCAAAAAAUGUGCCGGAUGCCUCAAAGGAACCAGCUAUUAAAAAAGUUGCGGAACCAUUGAGCAUAAAUGAAUUGAUAAAAACCAAAAUUCAUUUUCAUAAACCUGGAGAAAAUUUUAAAACCGAAGGUUACGUUAUAACACCAAACACUGAGAAGUUAUUGAAGGAACAUUUGGCUAUUACUGGCGGAAAAGUAAGAACGAGAUUUCCACCAGAACCAAAUGGAAUCUUACACGUUGGUCAUGCAAAGGCUAUAAAUAUCAAUUUUGGAUAUGCUGCAGCAUACAAUGGUUCUUGUUACUUGCGCUACGAUGAUACAAACCCAGAAAAAGAAGAAGAAAAGUUUUUCACUGGAAUUCUUGAUAUCGUUCAGUGGCUUGGCUAUGUCCCUGCCAAAAUUACUCAUUCUUCAGAUAAUUUUGAUUUAUUGUACGAAUGGGCCUUGUGUUUGAUAAAGAAAGGUUUAGCUUACGUUUGUCAUCAAACCAGCAGUGAAAUGAAAGGUUUUAACCCUGUUCCUAGUCCAUGGCGUGAGCGACCUGUAAGCGAAAGCUUGAGAAUCUUUGAAGACAUGAAAAAUGGAUUGCUUGAUGAGGGUGAAGCUACACUACGAAUGAAACUUACUCUUGAAGAAGGAAAGCAGGAUCCUGUUGCAUAUCGUAUUAAAUUUGCUCACCACCAUAGAACAGGAAACAAAUGGUGUAUUUAUCCAACAUACGACUUCACGCAUUGCCUUUGUGAUAGUAUUGAACACAUAACACAUUCACUUUGUACAAAAGAAUUUCAGUCUAGACGGUCUUCGUAUUAUUGGCUUUGUAAUGCUCUUGAUAUAUAUUGUCCAGUACAAUGGGAGUACGGAAGAUUAAAUGUGAGUUAUACUGUUGUUUCUAAAAGAAAAAUAGCAAAACUCAUUGAAAAGAAAAUAGUUGAUGACUGGGAUGAUCCAAGAUUAUUUACUCUAUCUGCUCUGAGAAGAAGAGGCUUCACUCCUGAAGCUAUCAACCGUUUCUGUGCUCAAAUGGGUGUUACUGGAGCACAAGUUGUGAUUGAUCCAUCUGUUCUUGAAGCUGCAGUUAGAGAUCACCUAAAUGUUUCAGCCCCUCGUCAUAUGGUUGUAUUAGAACCACUUAAAUUAACCAUAGUUAAUUAUGAGCAUAAUGCACCAGUUAUUAUGGAAAUCCCAGAUUUUCCAGGAGAGAAAGAUAAAGGAGUUCAUUCGGUUGUUUUUGAUCAAAUAAUCUACAUCGAUGCUUCUGACUUCCAAGAGGAAGCAGAAAGUAAUUUUAGACGCUUGACCUUGAAACAGUCUGUUGGCUUGAAAUACGCAGGCAUUGUUGUCAAAGUGAUUGAAAUAGAACGAGACGCUAAUGGAACUAUAACAAAUAUAAUGGUGCAACAAGAACCUGUUUCAGAAACCACGAAACCUAAGGCAUUUAUUCAGUGGGUAUGUCAACCAGCAAUAGCCAAAGUGCGAAUUUAUGAAAAAUUAUUUGAGCAUAAAAAUCCAGAAGACAUAAACGAAGUGCCUAAUGGAUACUUGAGUGAUAUUAACUACAACAGUAAAAAAGAAACUGUCGCAUACAUUGAUCAAAAUUUGAAAAAAAUUAUAAAGCCGUUUGCAAAAUAUCAAUUUGAAAGGAUAGGAUUUUUCUCUGUUGAUCCUGAUUCAACCGCUGAAAGGGCUGUAUUCAACAGGACCGUAACGCUAAAGGAGAGUAAUUUGAAAUGAUGAAAAUCAAACUGAGAAAUUUUAAUAUGCAAUAAAGCUGAAAAAGUGUAAACUUAUAAA
Molecule: messenger RNA, 2584 nt
Organism: Nasonia vitripennis (jewel wasp)
Lineage: Eukaryota; Metazoa; Arthropoda; Insecta; Hymenoptera; Pteromalidae
Gene: GlnRS
Product: probable glutamine--tRNA ligase
Exons: 1
Coding region: 206-2524 (772 amino acids)
Biological process (GO): glutaminyl-tRNA aminoacylation; translation
Cellular component (GO): aminoacyl-tRNA synthetase multienzyme complex; cytosol; cytoplasm
Molecular function (GO): ATP binding; glutamine-tRNA ligase activity
Source: RefSeq, a predicted model, not a curated record